GAAUCCAGACUUUAAUCCAGGCGGAAUGGGAAGCCUCACCGCGGCAGGCGGGCGGGCUCACGGGCGCCGAGGGAAAGGUGCCUGGGAUUCAGCUCUACGGAGAGGAGCUGCUGUGUCGCAGGCGCUGGUGGUAGGCCAGGCUGUCCCAAAGACUCAGAGUGACGGCGUUGGAGUGGGCACCACCCAGCUUCGGUCCUGCUGGGACUUUGUCUCCGGCCGCUCGUGUUGAAGGAAGCAUUGCCUGGGGACCAGAACCAAAAUAAAAACUAAGCAAAGGGCCAGACAGAAACCAUCUGCGCCCGUCAAGACACCCUCAGACGUGCUCUGCCAUGGACGCAGAAGACGAGGAGAACAUGAGUUCCAGCAGCGCAGACGUUAAGGAAAACCGCCACCUGGACAGCGUGCCCCCCAGGGAUGGCGGUGCGCCUGGGCCCAGCGAGGGGACCCGGCUCUCCAACGGGGGCGGCGGGGGUGCCAGCAGGAAGCGGCCCCUGGAGGAUGGCAGCAACGGCCACUCCAAGUACCGCCUGAAGAAGCGGAGGAAAAUGCCGGGGCCCGUCUUGCCCAAGAACGCCCUGAUGCAGCUGAACGAGAUUAAGCCCGGCCUGCAGUACACGCUGCUGUCGCAGACGGGGCCUGUGCACGCGCCGCUCUUUGUCAUGUCCGUGGAGGUGAACGGGCAGGCGUUCGAGGGCUCCGGCCCCACCAAGAAAAAGGCAAAGCUGCAUGCUGCCGAGAAGGCCCUGCGCUCUUUCGUCCAGUUUCCCAACGCCUCCGAAGCCCACCUGGCCAUGGGGAGGACCCUGUCUGUGAACACAGAUUUCACAUCCGACCAGGCCGACUUUCCCGACACGCUCUUCAACGGCUUUGAGACGUCCGACAGGGUGGAGCCGCCCUUCUAUGUGGGAUCCAACGGUGACGACUCCUUCAGCUCCAGCGGGGACCUCAGCCUGUCGGCCUCCCCGGUGCCCGCAGGCCUGGCCCAGCCCCCACUCCCUGUCCUGCCGCCGUUCCCACCACCGAGCGGGAAGAACCCCGUGAUGAUCCUGAAUGAGCUGCGCCCGGGUCUGAAGUAUGACUUCCUGUCGGAGAGCGGGGAGAGCCACGCCAAGAGCUUCGUCAUGUCUGUGGUCGUGGAUGGCCAGUUCUUUGAAGGCUCGGGAAGGAACAAGAAGCUGGCCAAGGCCCGGGCGGCACAGUCUGCCCUGGCCACUGUCUUCAAUCUGCACUUGGAUCAGACGCCAUCUCGCCAGCCUAUCCCCAGCGAGGGUCUGCAGUUGCACCUGCCACAGGUGUUAGCGGACGCCGUCUCCCGCCUGGUCCUGGGUAAGUUUGGUGACCUGACCGACAGCUUCUCCUCCCCUCAUGCCCGCAGGAAGGUGCUCGCUGGGGUCGUCAUGACGACAGGAACAGACGUCAAAGAUGCCAAGGUGAUAAGCGUGUCUACAGGAACGAAGUGCAUCAACGGUGAAUACAUGAGCGACCGCGGCCUGGCGCUCAACGACUGCCACGCCGAGAUAAUAUCGCGGAGGUCCCUGCUCCGAUUCCUCUACACGCAGCUGGAGCUCUACCUACACAGCAAAGACGAUCAGAAGAAGUCCAUCUUCCAGAAGUCGGAGCGGGGCGGGCUGAGGCUCAAGGAGAACGUGCAGUUCCACCUGUACAUCAGCACCUCCCCCUGUGGCGACGCCAGAAUCUUCUCACCCCACGAGCCAAUCCUGGAGGGUAGGGCUGGCUGCGCAACACCGGGUGCACAGGAGCGCUGGGCCGAUGCCAUGGCGGAACCAGCAGACAGGCAUCCAAACCGCAAGGCAAGAGGACAGCUGCGGACGAAGAUCGAGUCUGGCGAGGGGACCAUCCCCGUGCGCUCGAACGCGAGCAUCCAGACGUGGGACGGCGUGCUGCAGGGCGAGCGGCUGCUCACCAUGUCCUGCAGCGACAAGAUAGCGCGCUGGAACGUGGUGGGCAUCCAGGGGGCACUGCUCAGCAUCUUCGUGGAGCCCAUCUACUUCUCGAGCAUCAUCCUGGGCAGCCUGUACCACGGGGACCACCUCUCCCGAGCCAUGUACCAGCGGCUGUCCAACAUCGAGGACCUGCCCCCGCUCUACACCCUCAACAAGCCCCUGCUCAGCGGCAUCAGCAAUGCGGAAGCGCGGCAGCCGGGGAAGGCACCCAACUUCAGCGUCAACUGGACAGUGGGCGAUUCGGCCAUCGAGGUCAUCAAUGCCACGACGGGCAAGGACGAGCUGGGCCGUGCGUCGCGCCUGUGCACCACCCCACCUAUUGCGCGCCAAGAUCACCAAGCCCAACAUGUACCACGAGUCCAAGCUGGCGGCGAGGGAGUACCAGGCCGCCAAGGCGCGUCUCUUCACCGCCUUCAUCAAGGCGGGGCUAGGCGCCUGGGUGGAGAAGCCCACGGAGCAGGACCAGUUCUCACUCACGCCCUGAGUGAGGAGCAGCCGGUGCCCAGCCCGCCCCCCACAGCCUCCCGUCUGGACUGGGGGCAGGCGCUCAGCUCGGGGAGGGUGUGGGGGGCACGGGGAUCCCCGGGGUCUCCGGCAUCCUCCCCUGCAUCCCACACCCUGGCCAGGAAGGGCACGGGCUCGUGGGGGUGCCGGGCGUCCCCGGGCCCCUCUCAGCCACGCAUUCCUCCCCCAAGGACCCGGCGCCCGCACCUGAUCCCGGUUUACGUUUAGAAACUGAGUUCUACUGAGUAGGGCUUCCGUAAGUUUAGGAAAAUAGAAAUUACUUUGUGUGAAAUUCUGGAAUAAAUAAUUUAUUCAGAGCUAGGAAUGUGGUUUAUAAAAUAAGAAGUAAUUAUGUCAGAUCACUUUAUGCCACAUAAUUUUAACUGCAAAUCUGCAACCUGCGUGGAGGAGGGUGAGGUGAUGGAGGGCGAGACAGCGAGCGGCGCACACAGCCACACACACAGCCCCUGGGUCUCCCCUCAGUGCUUCCGCAGGGGCUGCCGUCAGUCCCAGCAAGCUGUCCCGGAGGCCACCCCGGCCUCCCCUGGAAGCUCCGCAAACAGAGUAUUUGUGUUCCCGGGUUGACCUCCAGUCCUCAGAGAGAAAACGGGCGCAGCAACCUGAGGUUUGGCAGCGUUCAGCCUGCGCACCAGGAGCAGCCAGCAGUGGCCCUGCCCCAAGUCUUGUGGACGUGACGGCUGCCCAGGGACCAGCUGGAUGGAAGGAAGCAGGCGCUCAGUCUGCGGGCCUGCACUCCCUCAGCCAGGCUGAGCCAGGCUGGACCAGGUCUGACGGAACAGCAGGGGUGGGGGGGGAGCCCAAGGAGGUUGCUCAGCUCCGCUCGGCGCACAGGACAGCCCCAUGGCAGGGGGAGCCAGCCAGGAGGUCAGGACCCUGUGGCCUGUGCUCGGAGAUUGCCCCAGGUGCCUUGUUCUCACUCAGGACCAGAGAGGAGCCAGCAACAAGCGCCCUCCACCCCCAGUGCCAUCCUUGUGGUUCUGGGGGUCUCUCUGAGGGGAUCUCAGGGGGCUAUGGGCCGGGAUGGGUCCACAGCACACACGCGCACAGCAGAGACCAGGGCGCCUGUCCCCAGGUGUACAUCCAGGUAUCAGAGACAGGACAAAGCAGAGGAGACAUGCGGCCACUGUCACCCAUCAGGUCCUGGGGGUGCACGCAGUGACAGUGAGCAGGUUGCUUCCCUGGUGGGGCCUGAGGCCCAGUCUGCACAUCUUCAUGUGGCAGGAAGGGCCCUGUAGACCCGUCCGUGGGACUGGGUGACAGUCAGCGUCUGUCUCCUGUGCCUGGAGAAGGGAGGGGUCUGCCGGUGUUGCUGUCCACUCCCAGGCCCCUGCACACUCGAGGAGCAUCUGUGGCUCUGGGCUGUGUUGUUCUUGUCUCUAUAAAUUGUAUUUUUUCUAAUGGGGAUUGGGAGAGACUUAGUUUUUAAAAAUAUGUGGAUUUUGGUUACAAAGUCCUGUGGAAACACAUUGCUGCACAUGCAAAUUGCGCCACGGCCAUCUCCGGAGCAAGGGUGUCCCUGGUGCAGCGCCCACACAGCCACGAGACCUGGCAGGCAGGCUUCUGAGCAGGAAGAGGGUGGCGCGGGCAGAGCCGCGGCCUAUGUGUGUGGUCACAGCUCCACUCAGGACGGGUCAGGACACCCGGGGAGGGCCGCAGCUCACUCACCCUCCUGGGCACCGGCUGCCGCUGUGGUCACCCAGCGCCCCGCCACUCUGAGACCCCUCACAGGGAACCUGACACAAGCAGGGGAUCGAGUAAAAUCUUAAACCAGGGGACAUGCUGACAAGCAGGGAUGGGAGGGUGUCUGUCAGAGGCGCGCUGGACCACAGCGCCCCCUGGGGGCCAGUGCAGGGAGGGCUCUGUCGUGUGCUCUGCGUGGGAGGCAGGUGCGCGGCUCCUCCAUGCUCCCUGCCCUGCUCAGAGCCUGGCGGGCCCACCCCUUCCCACAGGGGCUGCCAGGGACUGGCUCUGAGUGCCAGUGCUGAUGCCCAGUCCGCCUCUGACUUCCCUUGUGCCCAGUCCCUCUGGAUUGUUCUAACAGUUGAAAUGACUGCUUUAUUUUGAAGCGGACAAGCCAACAUCUGAUAAAGCACUGGUUCUCUGGGAUUCCUUUCAUUCCCAUCCUCUCUCCGUGGGCCUGUGGAAUGGCUGCAUUCUGUGGGGGUCCAGGCAGCUGUGCGGCCAGCUUGGGCGUGAGGCCCCGCCGCCCUGGCCGCCUCGGCUGUGCUUCCAGGGUGUUUCGCUCCAGAGCCCUCAGGGCUGCCCGGUCACAACUCCAGUCCGGCGAGAGGCGCGAGGCGCGGACUCCCCACCUCUGAACUUCUAGGAAACUCCGGACUCUCUUCCUUCCUGUCAGCCCCACACUGUACACGGAGGGGCCCAGUGUCGUCUUCAGUGUGUGUCCUUGUCCCCUGCUGUGUCACAUGACUGUCCCUGAGCAUGGGGACAUGCAGUUCCGGUGUCUGCAGAACAGGGUCGGGACACAGAGCGGCCCGCGCGGGCAGGCUGAGCGGUGCCGCGAGGGGUCCACGCACAGGCUGUCCUGCUGGCAGCACCGGCAACCCUGGCUCAGGGCCUGCAGGAGCCCCAGCAGCUGACGGCCAGGGCGCCGGAUUCCACGCUGCCCGGCCCUGGUGCCCUGCGUGUCUGUACAUACCACCCCUCCUGCAUGACCUCACGCCAGGCCACUGGCCGCGCAUGAGACGCUGUCACUGUAGACAAAGGACUGGAGAUGCUGUACAAAUAAAACGCCUCAUGACCA
Messenger RNA from Oryctolagus cuniculus (rabbit), 5250 nucleotides. It is a transcript of the gene ADARB1, whose product is annotated as adenosine deaminase RNA specific B1. Lineage: Eukaryota; Metazoa; Chordata; Mammalia; Lagomorpha; Leporidae. Gene Ontology annotation, cellular component: nucleolus; cytoplasm. Gene Ontology annotation, biological process: RNA processing; adenosine to inosine editing. Gene Ontology annotation, molecular function: tRNA-specific adenosine deaminase activity; double-stranded RNA adenosine deaminase activity; double-stranded RNA binding. The record is from RefSeq and is a predicted model, not a curated record.